This is a messenger RNA of Arabis nemorensis, 1167 nucleotides long. NCBI's taxonomy places the organism in Eukaryota, Viridiplantae, Streptophyta, Magnoliopsida, Brassicales, Brassicaceae. The record is from the annotation of a GenBank genome assembly.
AUGAUCAAAGCAAUCUCAUCUCUACGUAAAAGUCUGAUUCUACCUCUUCAUUUACAUAUUCGUACGGUACAAACUUUUUCCAAGUAUAACGCACAAGCUGCUUCAGCCUUGCGAGAAGAGCGUAAGAAACCUGUGUACCAAAAUGGAGAUGAUGAGUAUGCGGAUUUGGAUUGGGAUAAUCUCGGGUUUGCACUUACUCCAGCUGAUUACAUGUACGUAAUGAAAUGCUCGAAAGACGGCGAAUUCACUAAAGGAGAACUUAGUCGCUUUGGGAAUAUUCAGCUAAGUCCUUCUGCUGGAGUAUUAAACUAUGGACAGGCGAUAUAUGAAGGUACAAAAGCAUACAGGAAAGAAAAUGGGAAGCUUCUUUUGUUUCGACCGGAUCAUAACGCUAUGCGAAUGAAGAUUGGAGCUGAACGGAUGCUCAUGCCUUCUCCUUCGGUUGAUCAGUUUGUUGAUGCAGUUAAACAAAUCGCUUUCGCAAACAAGCGUUGGGUUCCUCCGUCAGGGAAAGGGUCUUUGUACAUUAGACCACUGUUGAUGGGAAGUGGACCAGUUCUUGGUUUAGGUCCUGCCCCUGAAUAUACAUUCAUUGUCUAUGCAUCUCCUGUUGGUAACUACUUCAAGGAAGGUAUUGCUGCUCUGAACCUCUAUGUGGAGGAAGAGUAUGUCCGUGCAGCUCCUGGUGGAGCUGGAGGUGUCAAAAGCAUCACAAACUAUGCCCCGGUUUUGAAAGCACUGAGCAGAGCCAAGAGUCGGGGAUUUUCAGACGUUCUUUAUCUCGACUCUGUCAAGAAGAAGUAUCUUGAAGAAGCUUCUUCUUGUAACGUCUUUGUUCUAAAGGGUCGGACAAUCUCAACUCCUGCAACCAAUGGGACGAUUCUCGAGGGGAUUACUCGGAAAAGUGUGAUGGAGAUUGCGAAUGAUCAAGGUUAUCAGGUAGUAGAGAAGACAGUACAUGUGGAUGAAGUAAUGGAUGCAGAUGAAGUUUUUUGUACCGGUACAGCUGUAGGAGUUGCUCCUGUUGGUACUAUAACAUAUCAGGACAAAAGAGUAGAGUAUAAAACCGGAGAUGAAUCUGUGUGCGAGAAACUGCGUUCCGUCCUUGUCGGUAUCCAGACAGGACUGAUUGAAGACAAGAAAGGAUGGGUCACAGAUAUCAACUGA